Messenger RNA from Chelmon rostratus (copperband butterflyfish), 5733 nucleotides. RefSeq names its product SLIT-ROBO Rho GTPase-activating protein 3-like. The coding region runs from base 390 to 3716 and encodes 1108 amino acids. Gene Ontology annotation, biological process: signal transduction; negative regulation of cell migration. The transcript is spliced from 22 exons. NCBI's taxonomy places the organism in Eukaryota, Metazoa, Chordata, Actinopteri, Chaetodontiformes, Chaetodontidae. Gene Ontology annotation, cellular component: cytoplasm. The record is from RefSeq and is a predicted model, not a curated record. Gene Ontology annotation, molecular function: protein binding.
GAAGGCAGUCUGGACAGUGUUGUGCAGAAGGGGCUCGGCGCUAUUCUCGCAGAGGCUGCCAUAGCUGCUGCUGCUCUGAGUGAAAUGUACAUCAAACGUGAGUUGUUUUCCGAUUCACUGAGGAGCGCUACUGAAGAGGAGUGGUCAGGGACCGAGAUCUUCACGCACUUUUAGGCUUGCGCCGUCGCCGUGAACGCAGCGCCGCAGACCUCCGCACCGCCUCAAGUGCGUUCAAUCGCCGAAGUUGUGUCGAGCGGGCGAUGGUUCGCGUCUGAUCGUUGCUCAACUCUCCGGAGAGGACUGCGGACAGGGCGCUGCAUUGUGGCAACCGAGACGCAGACUCCUGCCCGAGGAUUGCACGAUCCGUCGCCCCCCACCCCCUCCAAAAAAUGUCAUCUCAGGGCAAAGUCAAGAAGGACAAAGAGAUUAUUGCCGAAUAUGAGACCCAAGUGAAAGAGAUCCGUAACCAGCUGGUGGAGCAGUUCCGUUGUCUGGAGCAGCAGUCCGAGUCUCGGCUGCAGCUGCUGCAGGACCUGCAGGAGUUCUUCCGUCGAAAGGCCGAGCUCCAGCUCGAGUACUCCAGAGGCCUGGACAAACUGGCCGAGCGCUACUCUGCCAAGAUCCGCACCUCCAGAGAGCACCAGCACUUCAAAAAGGACCAGAAUCUCGUGUCCACUGUGAACUGCUGGUAUUUGGUCUUGGACCAGACCAGGCGGGAGAGCAGAGACCACGCCACUCUCAGCGACAUCUACAACAACAACGUCAUUGUCCGUCUGGCACACGUGGGCGAGGAUGUCAUCAGACUUUUCAAAAAGAGCAAAGACAUCGGGGUGCAGAUGCACGAGGAGUUAGUGAAAGUCACCAAUGAGCUCUACACGGUGAUGAAGACGUACCACAUGUACCACACUGAGAGUCUCAGUGCCGAGAGCAAGCUGAAGGAGGCAGAGAAACAGGAAGAGAAGCACAUUGGGAAGGCCAAUGACAUUACUUCCAGCCUCCUGCGGUACGGUCAUGAUGAACGUCCACAGCGACGCAGCUCUGUGAAGAAGAUGGAAAAAAUGAAGGAGAAGAGACAAGCCAAGUACUCUGAAAACAAGCUGAAGUGCACAAAGGCCCGGAACGACUAUCUUCUCAAUCUGGCAGCUGCCAAUGCCCUAGUGGCCAAAUAUUACAUCCACGAUGUCUCAGACAUGAUAGAUUGUUGUGACUUGGGUUACCAUGCAAGCCUGGCACGCACCUUGAGAACCUACCUAUCUGCAGAGUAUAGCCUGGAGACUUCUCGCCAUGAGGGUCUGGACUUGCUGGAGGGAGCAGUAGAUGCCAUGGACAUCAGAGGAGACAAGCUGAAGUUUAUGGACACGCACAGUCAGAUCUUUUGUCCUCCAGCAUGCUUUGACUAUCAGCCCCACAUGGGAGAUGAGGUGUGUCAGGUGAGUGCACAGCAGCCUGUUCAGACAGAGCUCUUGAUGCGCCACCACCAGCUGCAGUCUCGCCUGGCCACGCUGAAGAUAGAAAAUGAAGAGGUGAGGAAGACUCUUGACGCCACCAUGCAGACCCUUCAGGACAUGCUUACCGUGGAGGACUUUGAUGUGUCAGAGGCCUUCCAGCACAGCCAAUCCACAGAGUCGGUCAAGUCGGCUUCCUCUGACUCCUACAUGAGCAAGGCAAACAUCACUAAGAGACGAGCCAAUCAGCAGGAGACCGAGGGCUUCUACUUCACCAAAUACAAGGAGUACUUGAAUGGCAGCAAUCUCAUUGUCAAACUGCAGGCCAAGCAUGACCUUUUGAAGCAGACACUAGGAGAAGGGGAGAGGGCUGAAUAUGGAACAACAAGGCCCCCCACUCUUCCCCCUAAACCCCAGAGAAUGCGGAAGUCUAGACCUCGCUCCAUUUUUAACCGUAAGCUGUUUAACGGCAAUAUGGAGGCCUUCAUUCAGGACUCGGGGCAGCCGAUACCGGUGGUGGUUGAGAGCUGCGUUCGAUACAUCAAUCUGUACGGUCUCCAGCAGCAAGGUAUAUUUCGAGUUCCAGGCUCGCAGGUCGAAGUCAACGAUAUUAAGAAUGCAUUUGAAAGAGGAGAGGAUCCACUGGUGGAUGAUCAGACCGAUCAUGACAUCAACUCUGUGGCAGGCGUCCUUAAGCUCUACUUCAGGGGGCUGGAAAAUCCGCUGUUCCCUAAGGAACGUUUCCUCGACCUCAUAUCUACAACCAAGCUUGACUCAGGUGCAGAAAGAGCUCAUCACCUUCAGCAGAUAAUUGUGACUCUUCAGCGGCCUGUGAUCAUCGUCAUGAGAUACUUGUUUGCAUUUCUAAAUCAUCUUUCACAGUACAGCGAUGAGAACAUGAUGGACCCCUACAACCUGGCUAUUUGCUUUGGCCCCACAUUGAUGCCAAUACCAGACGAGCAGGACCCUGUGGCCUGCCAGGCGCAUGUUAACGAGGUCAUUAAGACCGUUAUCAUCCACCAUGAGGCCAUCUUCCCGACCCAGCGUGAGUUGGAGGGACCCGUGUACGAGAAGUGCAUGGCUGGUGGGGAAGACUACUGUGAAAGCCCCCACAGUGAGCCAGGAGCUCUUGAUGAGGUAGACAACGGUACCGGACCCAACACUAGUGAUGAAGAGUUGGAGCAGAUUGAGGCCAUAGCGAAGUUCGACUAUGUGGGUCGAAGUCCGAGAGAGCUUUCCUUCAAGAAGGGAGCCUCUCUGUUACUCUACCUGCGAGCCUCUGAGGACUGGUGGGAGGGCCGACAUAACGGCGUGGAUGGGCUGAUUCCACAUCAGUACAUUGUGGUACAGGACAUGGAUGAUGCAUUCUCAGAUAACAGGACUGAAAGUGCAGCCAGCAGUGGACCACACCACGACGAAAGAGCCUCGUCCAGGAAUGACCGCCAGUCUCCUUGCGAGCACACACCUGAGCACCGCUUUGGAGCAGCAUUGGGACGGGUCAGGGUGCGAUCAGAUGGAGCCGUAGUUCCACGCCACAGGAACGGCGCUGACAGUCACAGCCCCAGCCGAGCUGCAGACCAGCCCCCUAGGGUUAUGCCUCGGCCCUGCAGCCCUCACAAAGUAGCUGUUAGCAGGGGUCCAGCAGACAGUCCAGAGAAACGCCGUCUCACCACUUUUGGCAGCGCCGGCUGUAUCAGCCACCCGGACAGAAAGGCCUUUGUCGACAGCCACUCUCAACGAUCUUCACCCAGCACCACCCGACACGCAAGCUUAGGAGACCACAAAGCCCUCGAGGCUGAAGCACUCGCUGAGGACAUAGAGAAAACCAUGAAUACGGCUCUCCAUGAGUUGCGUGAGCUGGAGCGACAGAAUGUAGCCAAACAUGCACCUGAUGUUGUUUUGGACACACUGGAGCCCCUCAAGCACCCCGGUGGAGCCCAGGAUCUGCCUGGCAGCCCUCUCCACACCAUGGUGAUCAGGGAUCCAGACGCAGCACAGCGACGCACCAGCAGCAGCUCCUCCUCCGAGACCAUGACCACUUUUAAACCUGCUCUGUCGGCGCGUCGGCCAAGCGCACCUCUAAGGCCCCCGCCUGUCAGACCCGUCCGGCCUGCUCCUGUGAUUGGACAGGGACCGCACCGCUCCAGCAGCUCUAGUUCCUCUGGUCUUGGCAGCCCGGGCAUCACGCCCACUGACAGGGUCUUUCCCAAACCUCCGUCGCCAUCACCAUCCACCUCCUCCUCAUCCUCAGACAAACAAGGUAACAUGUAGCUCCAGUCAGUCACAAGCCAAGUGGUUGAAGAACAUUGUGGAUACCGAGUGAUUGUGAUUGGCAUCGCAUUGACACCCGGUCUGUGUGAUGAAUAUUUACCACUAAUCUUGUACAGUGUAGGACGGCCACUGCUGGUUUUUGACAACUGUGUGCCCACACAUUGACUUGUUGGCCAAGUUAAUGUACUGUAUUACAAUAUUACACAGACAUAGAAUUUAAAUGAUCAUAGAAUGCUACCAUGCUGAAUAGCCAUGCUGGAUGAAAAAGGGAUGCACUGGAAAAUACUUGUGUUUACUGAAAUCUGACAAUGAAACAUCUCAUGUUAGCAGGUUACAAAAAUGCUGUGAGCUUGGACUUUGUAUCUGGUUUCAUGUUGCAUUAUGAGGGAACACUUAAUGGACGAUUUCACCACUGGUUAUGUCGACAUCCAGUCUGUGCUGGUGGUCUGUGUAGUCUUUUAAAACUAUGAAUCCUUGGCAACAUUUAUAUUGACAGAAAUUUCCUUAGAGAGCCUUUCCCAAAGUGCCAGCACAUGCCAGCAAGCAUCAGGUUUCCAGCGACAGGCAGACACCAUGGCUGUGUCUGAAAUCACUCUCUAUUUAUUGUGCAGUGCACUAAAAUAACUGUUCGCCAUUUUGCUUGAGUGUCUGAAUUGAGGGUGGGAAACUCCCAACAAUAGAAUGAAAAAAUUAGUUUGCAUGGCAUGUAAGCUCUUUUCUUCCAGCAGUCCCGCAAUGCAAUGCAUUUUCUAAAUGGAGAAAAUGACAGUUGUGUGACGUUACGCCUGUUAGCGAUAAUGCAAAAUGAUGCUCGUUCAUAUGUGCUGGAAAUCUCAAUUUUUAUUGUUCACUGUAGAGCAGGAGAUUCCCAGACUUUUUCUCUUGGAGAGCCAAAACUGAAAUUUAAUGGUGUACCACAAGCCAAAAGAAAAACAACAAAAAAACAGCCUGCUAUAGAGUAAACUCUCAAGUGUCUGUUAAAUGGGGAGGUGUGUGUAUGUGAACGAGGGAGUGAUUUCAGACGCAGCUCAUGGUUGAGUGGUUAAACCAGGGAAGAAUUGCAUUAAGUUGCAGUUCUUCUAGUGGCCACUAGAUGCUGUUUCUAAGACAAACGCAUGUGUAUUGAGCCACUAUUUUGGAAAACUCAAAUUUCGGCACCGCCUAGAUACUGCAGAAAGCAGCUCUUGCUACACCGCCACGUUGACUAAUUUGUAUACAAAAAAAACUUAUUGAAAAAAAAAAAUCCUACACAUAAUUGCUUUAAACUCACUGGAAUUACCCUCCAGUAUCUCUCAUGAAAUGCUCAAUGAACUUUUUUCCACUGGAAGAAGAGUAAGGCGUUCCAAAGAAACGCUCCAGGAAACAGGAAAGAAGAGAACGAAACUUAUCUCAGCCAUCUAAGCCAAAACGAUCUAUUUCUCAUUCAUUCAUGACCAGGACGACCAGGCUGCGGAGCUACAGUUACACACAGAACGUUACAGACAUGCCACCUCAGUCCCUAAUACAAGGAAAUAAAGAUGAAAAUCAGUAAUAUGUUCUUAUAAUAUAGUCAUCUCUCUAUAUAAAAAGAUUAGCUGUGUUACCUCAAUAAACAAGUAAAACGUUCUCCUACAAUUCAAGUGACUAAUGCACUUCUGAACACUACAGGGAACUGUGCCGCAUUUGUAGGUUCUGUGUUUUCAUUUUGAUGAAGUUGUACUAGAAACAUGAUAUAGCACAUCAGUAUCAUUGAAGCUUGCAUAAUGUCUAGAUUGCACACGGUCAGUUCAGGCUGUGUGGGUGUUUAGAUGAACUUGUUUACUGUCGCUGGUGUUUGUCGUCUGUCUUAUAAGGAUGAUCAAUAUAUCUUCAAAGUGUAAUAGGUACAUUGGAUUGAAUAUAUACAUACUGUUAAAGGAUACUUGUAUAAAUAACAUUGUAUGAUAGGAACAGGAUAUAUUAUCAUGUCUAGUCUGUAGAUUUUUGUAACUCUUAUCCUUGCACAAACAUUAACAAAACAAUAAAUCAAUGAAACCUC